Messenger RNA from Cheilinus undulatus (humphead wrasse), 1692 nucleotides. Its product is annotated as cytochrome b-c1 complex subunit 2, mitochondrial. Bases 71 to 1450 code for a protein of 459 amino acids. Gene Ontology annotation, molecular function: metal ion binding. Lineage: Eukaryota; Metazoa; Chordata; Actinopteri; Labriformes; Labridae. The transcript has 14 exons. The record is from RefSeq and is a predicted model, not a curated record. Gene Ontology annotation, cellular component: mitochondrion.
GCGCAGUGCAUUGUGGGUAAGACGUCAGCCCUCCGCCAUAUCUAUCUGAAGGAGAGAGUCUGGAAGAGUCAUGAGAGGAAUCCGGUCUCUAAACAAUCUCUCUAAACGUUGUUAUGCGGCCGCCAGGAGGAAUGAAGCCCUGACUGAACCGCUGCCAGGCUGUAAACCACCUGCAAGUGCGCCACUCCCUCCUCAAAAUGUCCAGGUGUCCAAACUUCCAAAUGGUCUGGUGAUUGCAUCGCUGGAGAAUUACUCCCCUUUGUCCAGCGUUGGUGUGUUUGUGAAAGCUGGGAGUCGUUAUGAGACCAUGGAAAACCAGGGCAUCACUCAUGUAUUGCGACUGGCAGGAAACUUGACCAACAAGAGUUCAUCUGGUUUCAAGAUCUGUCGUAGUGUGGAGGCACUGGGAGGCAGCCUGAGUGUGACAUCAUCAAGAGAGACCAUGGUCUACAGCGCAGAAUGCUUGAGAGACCACCUAGAUUCAUUACUAGAGCAUUUGGUGAACAUGACAUCAGCGCAAGACUUUCGACCUUGGGAGGUGGCCGACCUGACGCCCCGGGUGAAGAUUGACAAGGCUCUGGCUGAGCAGUGUCCUCAGAUAGGUGUUAUUGAGAAGUUGCACGAAGCAGCGUACAAAAACGCCCUGUCUAACUCUCUGUACUGCCCUGACUACAUGGUUGGUCAGAUCUCCUCUGAUCAACUGCAAUCCUUUGUUGAAGAGAACUUUAUCACUGGCAGAAUGGCUCUUGUAGGACUAGGUGUAAAACACUCUGUCCUGAGGCAGGUGGGGGAGGGGUUGUUGAGUACCCGCAGUGGUGCUGGAGCUCCUGUGGCCAAGGCUGUGUACCGAGGAGGUGAGCUAAGAAUGCAGAACAACAAUGACCUGGUCAAUGCCCUGGUUACAAGCGAGGGCGGUGUGUCAGGGAGUGCUGAAGCAAAUGCUUUCAGCGUGCUGCAAAGGAUCCUGGGAGCUGGACCGCAUGUGAAGAGAGGCUCUAACAUCACCAGUAAACUUAGCCAGGGUAUAGCUAAAGCUACCACACAGCCCUUUGAUGCCACAGCCUUCAAUGCCUCAUACUCUGACUCUGGCCUCUUCGGUGUCUAUACCAUUGCACAAGCUGACUCAGCAGGAGAGGUGAUCAAAGCUGCCAUCGCUCAAGUGCAAGGUGUGGCUGAGGGAAACGUUUCUGAUGCUGACAUCACCAGAGCAAAGAACCAGGUGAAAACAGAGUACCUGAUGUCUAUAGAGAGUUCUGAGAGCCUGUUGGAGGAGAUCGGUGCUCAGGUUCUGACCACUGCGUCGUACCAGCUCCCUGACGCUGUUCUUCAAGCUGUAGAUGGCGUCACCCGUGAUGAUGUAGUGAAGGCUGCAAAAAAAUUUGUAGAUGGCAAGAAGACCAUGGCAGCUAGCGGACACCUCAUCAAUACGCCGUUUGUGGACGAAGUAUGAAAGAUAAAUUAAGGAGAGAGUGAUUUUAACCAGGGCAUGCUGCUGUGUCUGGCUGCUUAAGAAAAAGGAACGAGGACCUCAGAGCCACAGCCUCCUGCAACAAUUCAUCUGACGUCACAAAUCAUUUGUAACCUGUCCUGCCAUACUUGUAAGCACCAACAGGGAGCUGGAAAACCAUAAUGCAAUUAUUUUUGUCCAUUUAACUGUAUAUCUAUGUAAAUUAAAGAAAUGACAUAAUAACA